AUGAAACCUGGUGAAAGAUUUAUUGGUGAUAAAGGAUAUAGAGGUGAAGAGAGUAAAAUAUUAAUUCCACACUUUGAACCAAAAGAUAGAUCAAUGACUCAUAUAGAAAAGCUAGAAAACUCAUUUAUAAAAAGAAAAAGAAUUAUUAUUGAAAAUGUAUUUGGAAUACUCAAGAGAUUUGGUUGUUUCAGUGGUAUUUGGAAGAGUAACCUUCAAAAGCAACAGGAUGCAUUAUUACUAGUAUUAUAUACUUUAAAUCUAUCAAUUAGACUCAGUAGAAAAGAAAAUGGUUGUAAUUUUAAAUCAUCUAUUGUCAAAAGUUCAAUAUCAACAUCAGAAGAGGAGAAUAUGUUAAAUGACAAUAACAAUGACAAUAGUGGAGAUGAAGAGAUUGAAGAUACUAAUUUUUCAAGACAUUCUUUGGGUUGA
Dictyostelium purpureum is the source of this 429-nucleotide messenger RNA. RefSeq lists its product as uncharacterized. The transcript has a single exon. Lineage: Eukaryota; Evosea; Eumycetozoa; Dictyosteliales; Dictyosteliaceae. The record is from RefSeq and is a predicted model, not a curated record. The coding region runs from base 1 to 429 and encodes 142 amino acids.